Messenger RNA from Oncorhynchus kisutch (coho salmon), 807 nucleotides. Its product is annotated as adenine phosphoribosyltransferase. Gene Ontology annotation, molecular function: adenine phosphoribosyltransferase activity. The transcript has 5 exons. The coding region runs from base 239 to 493 and encodes 84 amino acids. Lineage: Eukaryota; Metazoa; Chordata; Actinopteri; Salmoniformes; Salmonidae. The record is from RefSeq and is a predicted model, not a curated record.
UACAAAUGGACGCGUUGGCUGUUCCAACAGACAGGGGGAAAGGCUGGUACCUUUCCCUAAUGGCACCAAACACCAGAGGACCAACUUUUGCCUGGUUGGACCCAUCAAGACUCUACUGUAAUUUCCAGGUUCUAGUGAUAUACCUUUAAUUUCCUGGUCCAUUUGUCCAAAGAAGGCCCUGUCAGAUUGUGUGAAGGACCUUCUCUAUCCAUUCCAGAAGGAGGCCAUUGACCUGGUAAUGGGUAUAGAUGCAAUGGGAUUCAUCCUCGGAUCGGCUGUGGCCACCACCCUUGGAAAGGGCUUUCUGGCUAUCUGCAAAGGAGGACACCUGCGCAUACAAACCCAGAGCCAAGAGUACAGUGACUACUCAGACAGAGAGAAGAUGGUGGAGGUUCGCCUGGAUGUGUUAAGGCCAGGGCUCCAGGUGCUGAUAGUGGACCAGUGGAUAGAGACCGGAGGAACCAUGAAGGCUGCUAUCAAACUGGUGGAGUGACAGGGAGCGACUGUUGUAGGUGUUGCUGCUGUGGCCAUUGAGAACAGCGAGGGAGUGACCAGUCCCAUGAUCGCCACGGUAAGCACGGGGAGUUGGCUCAGGUCUCCAACCUGACUCUGCCACACUUCCCGUGUGCCCCCCAAAAAAAUUUUGGGGGGCGGCUGCCUCUCGGGCUUCCUUGCCAGCCGUGUUCCCUCGUAUCGCCGGUUCCCUUUUCCUGCGGCCUCCGCUCUCCUGGCUGUUCCCAUGGGAGGCGAUCCCUUCCAGGCAGGAUCUCCUCCCAUGUGUAUGAUCCCUUGCCGUCUAGAAUGUCC